This is a messenger RNA of Closterium sp. NIES-65, 960 nucleotides long. The record is from the annotation of a GenBank genome assembly. NCBI's taxonomy places the organism in Eukaryota, Viridiplantae, Streptophyta, Zygnematophyceae, Desmidiales, Closteriaceae.
AUGGCGACCGCAGCGCCGGCAUCGGUGCCGGCAAUCCGUCUGUCGAGCGGCUACGACAUGCCGGUGGUGGGGAUGGGCGUGUGGCGCGCGGACAAAGGCCGGCUCGGCGCGCUUAUCAAGGACGCCGUUGCACUCGGGUACCGCCACUUCGACUGCGCGGCGGACUACGGCAACGAGGCGGAGGUGGGGGAGGCGCUAUCCGCGGUGCUGGAGGCAGGCGCGGUAAAGCGUGAGGAGCUGUUUGUGACGAGCAAGCUGUGGAACAGCGACCACGCGCACGUGAGGGAGGCGUGCGAGCAGUCCCUGAAAGACCUGCGGCUGGACUACCUGGACCUGUACCUCGUGCACUUCCCCAUCGCCACCAAGCACACCGGGAUAGGCAGCACGAGCAGUGCGAUGGGUGAGGAUGGCGUGUUGGACAUAGACAUCUCAGUGCCGCUGCAUGAGGUGUGGCGCCACAUGGAGGCGCUCGUUAAGGACGGCCUCGUGCGCUCCAUCGGCAUCAGCAACUACGACGUGUAUCUGACUCGCGACUGUCUGGCGUACAGCAGCGCAGUGAGGCCAGCAGUGAACCAGGUGGAGACGCACCCCUACUUCCAGCGCGCCUCGCUGCUGCGCUUCUGCGCCAAGCACGGCAUCACCCUCACUGCCCACACGCCCCUGGGCGGCGGCGCUGCCAACGAGGAGCUCUUCAAGUCCAAGUCCCCGCUCUCUGACCCCGUUGUGCUCGAGCUGGCUGCAAAGCACAACAAGACAGCGGCGCAGGUGGUGUUGCGGUGGGGAGUGCAGCGCAACACGGUGGUGAUACCCAAGUCCAACCGAGUGGAGCGCCUGGCGGAGAACAUAGCCAUCUUUGACUUUGAGCUCGAUGCUGGCGACAUGGCCCGGAUGGAGGGCCUUGACGCUAAGGCUAGGAGCAACAACCCGGCUCCCUUUUGGGGCAUCGAUUUGUAUGCUUAG